AUGUCGAAAAUCACGGUCGCUGGUGUGCGUACCAACGUGCAGCAACUCCUCCACUACUCCAAUGAAGAAAAGAAGCGCAACUUCCUCGAGACUGUCGAGCUCCAAAUCGGCCUCAAGAACUACGACCCGCAGCGUGACAAGCGUUUCUCGGGCACCGUCAAGCUCCCCCGUGUCCCGCGCCCGGGCAUGAGCGUCUGCAUCCUCGGUGACCAGCAUGACAUCGACCGCGCGAAGCAUCUGGGGAUCGACGCCAUGUCCUCCGAGGACUUGAAGAAGCUCAACAAGAACAAGAAGUUGAUCAAGAAGCUGGCCCGCAAGUACGACGCCUUCGUCGCCUCCGAGACCCUCAUCAAGCAAAUCCCCCGUCUCUUGGGUCCAGGUCUUUCCAAGGCCGGCAAGUUCCCCACCCCAGUCUCCCACGCCGAAGACCUCAACAACAAGAUCACCGAAGUCAAGUCUACGAUCAAGUUCCAGUUGAAGAAGGUGCUGUGCAUGGGUGUCGCCGUGGGCAACGUGGACAUGACGGAGGAUGAGCUGAUCGGCAACAUAAUGUUGUCCAUCAACUACCUCGUCUCGCUGCUGAAGAAGGGCUGGCAGAACGUGGGCAGCCUCACCAUCAAGGGUACGAUGUCGCCGCCAAAGCGUCUCUACUAG
Saxophila tyrrhenica is the source of this 654-nucleotide messenger RNA. RefSeq names its product 60S ribosomal protein L10A (gene RPL10A). The transcript has 2 exons. Gene Ontology annotation, molecular function: structural constituent of ribosome; RNA binding. Bases 1 to 654 code for a protein of 217 amino acids. Gene Ontology annotation, cellular component: cytosolic large ribosomal subunit. The record is from RefSeq and is a predicted model, not a curated record. Gene Ontology annotation, biological process: maturation of LSU-rRNA; translation. Lineage: Eukaryota; Fungi; Ascomycota; Dothideomycetes; Mycosphaerellales; Extremaceae.